AAAACCUCUGUACUCUAGACGGACAACUUUAGGGUGUGUGUAAAACUCAGAGACCACAACCAAACUCAGCCACGUUGUUUUUAUCUUGGAGCUUUUAGAAAUUCUGUUCUCUGGCUUUAGGAUUGAUACUCAUCUUGAAGCAUGUGUACGGGAAAAUGUGCGUUUUGCGUCGGGACAAGUCUGUACCCUUUGGCGGUCAUCUCCAUAAUAUGUAAUAUUAUGCUGUUUUUUCCUGGCUGGGAUGUAAAGUAUGUGCAGAAUGGACAAAUUACUCCGGAGGUUAAAUACAUGGGUGGACUGGUUGGAGGGGGGAUUCUGGUGCUGAUUCCAGCUUUUCACAUUCACCUGACUGGGAAGCAGGGUUGUUGUGCUAAUCGCUGUGGGAUGUUCCUGUCCAUUUUAUUUGCAGCAGUGGGUGUAGUCGGUGCCCUUUAUAGUUUCAUAGUGGCAGUGAUGGGUCUAAUUCAUGGCCCAUACUGUAAGCAUCUUCUUGUUUUAUGGGGGACUCCCUUCAAAGACAAAGAGCCGAGUUACCUUAAGGAUCGUAGCACAUGGGGCACUUGCAUUGAGCCAAACAAUGUGGUGGAGUUUAAUGUGGGUCUGUUCUCAACACUUCUGGUGACCAGCGCCCUGCAGCUCAUCCUCUGUGCCUCACAGAUGAUCAACGGCCUCUUCGGCUGCCUCUGUGGAACCUGCAAACAGAAAGAGAAAGGGCCGCUGUAAUCCCCGUCUGCUUCAGAGAGGAUAUCCCUCGUAUCUACCAUCCAGCAUCCCUAACCAGCUAACCAGCGCCCUCUUGUGGAAAAUGCUACCUGAACAGUUUAAUAAAAGUUUGUUUAUACAUUUUGUAUACACUUAAUCGUUAUCAGUGGUUAUUGCUGAUAUAUCGGCUUAAUGUCUUUUUAAGUACUAGCUCAUGCAUAAUGAUUUUCAGAGUGAAUAAUAUUUUAAAGACAAAUGGCUUUAAUAAUGGCAUAAGGCUUGUUUUGUAUCUGUAUUUUUAUAGUUUAAAAAUGAAAUAAACAUAAUACAAUAAAAAU
Labeo rohita (rohu) is the source of this 1040-nucleotide messenger RNA. It is a transcript of the gene tm4sf21a, whose product is annotated as transmembrane 4 L six family member 21a. Gene Ontology annotation, cellular component: membrane. NCBI's taxonomy places the organism in Eukaryota, Metazoa, Chordata, Actinopteri, Cypriniformes, Cyprinidae. The transcript is spliced from 5 exons. The record is from RefSeq and is a predicted model, not a curated record. The coding region runs from base 142 to 723 and encodes 193 amino acids.